Molecule: messenger RNA, 1445 nt
Organism: Gadus chalcogrammus (walleye pollock)
Lineage: Eukaryota; Metazoa; Chordata; Actinopteri; Gadiformes; Gadidae
Product: olfactory receptor 51L1-like
Exons: 2
Coding region: 483-1445 (320 amino acids)
Biological process (GO): G protein-coupled receptor signaling pathway
Cellular component (GO): membrane
Molecular function (GO): olfactory receptor activity; G protein-coupled receptor activity
Source: RefSeq, a predicted model, not a curated record
CACUUUUAAGUAAAAUAAGCCCAAAGAAUUAGUUAUGGAUAUAAUUAUAUAUAUCCAUAUAAUUAUGGAUGUGAAUAUUAAAUAUUAUCAAGAGUGUGACGUUGAUGAUGAUGACGUCAACCCCAUCCAACAAAAAAAAGAAGACAUUGGGCUUCUGUUAUAAAUUCAUACUGUAGUUCGACUACAUCAAGCAAAGUUACUACUGCCUCUUAGCCAGACCAACACCACAUACAAUCGGCUAAAGUCUACCAACAUUUUGAUAUUCCUUUCCUUACCAAUGCAGGUGUGAAUAAUUCUGAAACUAUGUUCCUAACUAACUAAGUCUUUUCAUAGUUGUAAUCAGUCAACUCUUUCACAGCUACCUUACUAACAUCGUCCUACAAAAGACUUGGAAGGAUUUGAACUUCACACAAAACAUGUGAGGAUUCCAGCGUUGAAACAUUUUCUUCCCCUGAAGAACUCUCAAUCCUUUGGUUGGUCAAAUGGAAAAUGGUUCCCAUCCAUUUUAUUUUAACCUCACUGCAUUUGGAAACAUUGGAUACUACCGCUAUCCAGCGUUUAUCUUUUGUUUUCUUCUGUAUUCAGUUAUUGUGUUCGCUAAUGUCAUAAUCAUACUGGUUAUCUCAAGAGAGAAAUCGCUGCAUCAGCCCAUGUAUAUUUUGAUUUUGUGUCUCUGCAUCAAUUCUCUAUAUGGAUCAGCUGGCUUUUUCCCCAGGUUCCUGAUAGACCUUCUAUCCGACACUCAUGCCAUUUCCCUUCCGGCUUGUUUCACUCAGAUCUUCUUUAUUUAUUCAUAUGCAACAUUUGAAUUGACCAUGAUGAGUGCCAUAGCGUAUGAUAGGUAUGUGGCUGUUUGUCACCCCUUGCAUUACCACAACAAGAUGACAGCAAACAAGGUGAUUACAAUUGUAGCCGCAGCGUAUAUCUAUCCCGUAUGCGUUCUGUCCCCAUCUGCCUGUCUGUCUUUUACAACUCCCCUGUGUGGUAAUAAUAUACCAAAGGUAUUCUGCGCAAAUUGGCUUGUUUUAAAGCUGUCCUGUGUAACAACUUUUAUCAAUAACGUGGUUGGACUUUUUCUUUCAGGUACUAUAUUUGCACCAUUACUUUUUGUUGCAUAUACCUACCUGCGCAUUCUUCUUAUUUGUAGAAAAGGCACCUCAGAGUCUAGGCUCAAAGUCUUACAGAGCUGCUUGCCACAUAUAGUUACUUUUGCUAAUUUUGCUGUCUCAAUGUUUUGUGAUGUUGUCCUGAGUCGGUUUAAUAUAGAAGAAUUUAGUCCAUUUGCAGCAAUAGUUAUAUCACUUGAGUUUGUUGUGAUUCCCCCAAUUGUGAACCCUCUUAUGUAUGGGAUUAAGCUACAAGAGAUUAAAAAAAAUAUUCUUAAAAUAUUAUGCCUUACAACAGCAAAUAUUAACCUAGGUUUUAUUGAUAGUUUUGGACAUUAG